Lactuca virosa is the source of this 450-nucleotide messenger RNA. Lineage: Eukaryota; Viridiplantae; Streptophyta; Magnoliopsida; Asterales; Asteraceae. The record is from the annotation of a GenBank genome assembly.
AUGCUUCAAUCGGUUCUUAAACCAGACUCCACUGCAGCUGAUAUAUGGCAGACUAUUCAAGAUCUUUUUCACGAAAAUAAAGAGACCAAGAUCAUCGAACUUGAUGAUGAACUGCGUCAUCUCUCCAUCGGUAACCAAUCAAUCCUUGAAUAUUGCUCUAAAGUGAAAUCAAUUUCGGAUCUGCUCACCAAUCUUGGAUCACCUGUUGAUGAGACAAAUCUAGUUAUAUACACAAUUAAUGGCUUGUCAUCUAAAUAUGCCCAUAUUGCCCUUACUAUCCACGACACAUCUCCCUUCCCCACGUUUCUCCAAAUGAAAUCGAAGCUUACUUUGGAAGAACGCAUCAUGAAAAAAAAACAAUCUCAGUCACUUAAUCCUCUCAUUCAAGACAGCCCUUCCUCCUCGACUAUUCUUCACAAUGUGCACCAGUCACAUCCCCCAAAACCGUGA